UUGAGGAGAAAGUAGCGUGUGUGUGGGCACUGCUGCCUGUGUGUCUCCCUUCCAAUCGAUCAUCCGUUUAAAGCCGCUUGUUCGUACCAUUGUUCAUCGCUUCUCGUUCGUGAGAGAGUUGCAGCAGGACAGUGAGACGACUGUGAGACUGCAAGAACGAACGUUCCCUGCCCACCAACAACCCUCUGACUAACUCUGACUCCCAAAAGCAGAGGAGCAAAAAGCAGAAGCAGCAGCAAACAAACUCACUCCCAAGAUUUGCCCAAGAAGGAGUCAAACCUAUUUUGCUGAGCAGUAGUGGUGGCUGGUGGAAGGAGGCACGGAGGAAUAAAUUCCCAUAUAUAUGCUCCACCGUUCCCACCACGAAGGCCAGUAUCCAUCCGGGCAACUUCCCGUAGCUUUCUCGUACUCGCUCUCCUCCAAUUAACCCGUCGAAUUGUUCUUCUUCUCCCUUUUGCACAACUAACCCCAACUGCUCGCUCAUCCGUCGGUCCACUUUCACUUUACUCUCAUGCCUUCCUGACUUUAUUACUUGGCUUUCCUCCUCCUCCUCAAGGCCCAGACACACACCAACAACCUCCAACUUUUAUUCGCGUCUUACUGCCUCCCAGCCAUCCGCCCUCGCCAACUAAUAAAGCGCACAGUUGCUAAAAGCCCCAGUUCUUCAUCAGCGUCGUCCUCAUCAUCAUCACCAUCUCAUUUCCCAAAAAAAACAGACGUGUCGUCAAGAAAAAGGUCAAUAAAACUACUUGUAAAACCACACCCACACACGCUUCACAUACUUAUUCAACCACCACGAGUACCUUGAAAAUGCUUCGCACAGAGUGUCCCCGUCAGCCUAACCGAGCCGCCUAAGUUUGGCCGGAGAAUGAGGUCUAAACAUGCACAUAGUUAAAAUCGUGGUGCUCGGGAGUGCUGGAGUAGGCAAAACAGCGAUAAUUGAACAAUUCACAACCAACACUUUUCGAGCAGAAUACUGUACAACGGUGCGGCCUGUCGUCAAAACGAGAACCGUUAUGCUAAAUAGUGCAUCUGGUUUCAAUCGAGUGUACCAAUUGAAAAUAGUUGACCUGCCCCCGGUGAGCUCCUUUCCGCAAAAUUCCUUGGAGGAGUGGAGUGGUGGCGUUUCUCUGAGAACCGCCUCCGCCUACCUACUCGUCUACGAUGCCUCCAACCUCGAUACCUUCCACCAACUCAAACUUCUCAAGGAACAAAUCUACGACUCGAGGGACAUGAACAAAGUUCCCGUGCUGAUCGUCGCCAACAAGUAUGACGCCCUCAACCCCACGGCCGCCACGAGCACGCAGGAGAGUCGCGAACGUCGCGAUAUUUGCUCAAUUGUGCGAAAACAGUGGAAGUUGGCUCACUUGGAAUGUUCUGCCAAGUAUAAUUGGAGGAUAAUCUCCCUCUUCAAGGAGAUCACGAGACUUUGCGAGAUUCUGGAACUGGCGCAUGCAAAGGACAACCUGCACACAUCCCACUUGGAAGGUUUUCAUCCCCUCAAUGGCGAAAAGUGUGCCAUUAGUUGACCACUACGCGAAGCUAAACAGCAAAACUCCAUCAUCCUGCGAGUUUUACACUGUGAGUUGAACAACGACGAUGACGACGACGAUUCAAGUAACACUUGACUUUCACCUCUUCACGUGAAUAAUUCAGAGGGAGGGAAAGUCCUAAUGGGGUGAAAACGUUCCCUCGCAUAAUCGCAUAACUUGAGCAUUCAUGAUUUACUACUAUCUCAUGCAUACAGCCUCAUCUUCUUGUUGUGGUUACAAAAUCUUUAUAAUUUUGAUUCCCUCCUCCGCUCUUUUGUGGGUUGGUGGAUUGGAUCCACAAGACUUAUCAGAAGUAGCACGGUCACCACACCACGUGCUUUGGCAUCAAUCAGGUAUCAAAAACAAACAAACAAACAACAUCCCCUCGGCCGUGGUAAAUAUUGGACGUGGUUCCAUCCAAGUAGUUACGAGUUAUUGUAUGGAUUACAAUCCCAACAGUCUUUUCUUUCUCUCUCUUUCUCUCAAUAAGACGAAGACGACGACGACAAUUCUCUCAGGUUUGGUUUGGGCACGUAAAACGGCAAUAGGAGUCACAUAACAUAACAGCCUGCAGGGUGCACGGUGGUAAGACAGACAUGUUAAUAGCAUAAUAGACGUAACAUAACAAAGCCCCAGUUUACAAGGAGGAGGAACCAAAUAAAACCAAAUAAAACCAGGAGAAAGAGAGAGAAAGAAAGGAAAAGGCACAUCUCACCUCCAAAGAAGAAGAAGAAGACGAAUCCAAGUAUAUAGAACUCUUACCCAGGCAGCAGGCAACAUAUCAGCAGGCAUCCCACAAAACCAGCCAUAGCAUUUCACUCAGCCACACAAUUACCGUAAAACCUUUUCCGGUGACUCUGGGCAAAUGGCUGUUUUGCACGAAACCUGCAGAGAAGUCAAAACCAGUUAUAUGUUAGAAAAAGAUAGAAAAAACCGAGUCCACGUCUCAAUCGGUGCUUGGAUUGAGAAAAUAAAAUAAAAUUGUUCAGCCUUCUUCUUCCUCCCCGUUGGGGGGAGGCUGGAAAUGGUUAUCAAUCAGGCAGAGUCGAAUAAACGCGACCAGACAGCAUAACAAGAAGAAGAAGAGCGAGCAAAAUGCAUACAUUUUAUUUAUGUACGGGGACCUGCUGCUGCUUGCUACACGUGAAUAUAUUUUUAACGGUAAAAUGCAGACAUAUUGGGUUCAAAGAAACAUUUUUUUUAAAGAGAUGAGAUUUUUUCUGUGGUUUUGAUGAUGAGCAAAUUAGACCGAAUUUAUGUAUGGGGCAACGCGCACAUGAUUUUUGUACCCGACUGCUCGAGUACUUGUGAAAGAUGAAAAGAUGGCAAGAGAGUUUUGGCGAAAGCGGAGAAAAGGGUUCCAUUAUUGCGUUCAGAUGAAAGCAACUUUUCAGACUAAAACCUGGCAAUCAAAUACAUUUCUAAAGAAACAAAGCAUUAUUCUACUACGAGCGCGUGGUGGCGUGGCUAAUUGGCCACUGCUGGUGCUUGUUAAGUGUAAAAGUCAUUGGAGACGGGGAAGCAAAUUAUUUUUAUUUACAUAGAGAAAGCACUUUAAACACAGGCAUUUACUUGGGAUUAGUUUACUUACACGAUGCACGGGUUUUUGCUUAUGUAAAUUAUUAGCAGCGCAUUUUGUCACCAAAACACCACGCGUAUACUUAAUAUUCAAAUCCAUUACUUUUAACGUGACAAUAAUUCAGAGGAAAAAUAAACAACACGUGUGCUAAAUUGCAAACCGUGCAGAUUACAGUAAAUGCAGAUUACAGAUUACAGGAAUGAGAGGAUGCAUAUUAAAUAUUCAUACAUAAGUGAUGUUACUGGGUAGACUAAUUUACCUACCUUGUUAAUUUCUUUAGGAAUUAGGAACCACACUAAAUUAUGACACGAGCACUGUGUAUAAAAAAUUAAUAAUAUUCUAAGUAUGUCAGAUUUAAAAAAUGCACAGGAAAUUGCAUAUUAUACCCUUAAUGAGAGUCAUAUAUAAAAAUAAAUAUAUAUCAAAAAAGUAAUUGUUCACUAAUUUUAAACGCCGAAAAAGUGCAUUUUAAUCAUGUGAAUAUUUAAUUCUGGUUGUAGAACAGAAAAAAAAUGAGCAGAAAAAAUAUACUAUGUUUUAUCAAUAUUUUCAAUUAUGUAAGUUACAAUUUAUUGGCUACAAAAAAAAUAUAUGCCAUGAAUUCGUUAGUUAUAGAGGCUCAAAUUUUAGUGUAAAAAGUUGAUGAUAUGUGAUACAUCUCACACAUAUAAACUCAUGUGAACCCUUCAUAUAGUUAUAUAGAUAUUACUAAUAUAGAUAAAUAUAUUGCUGUAAAUACAGCAAAAAAUGCAUUCAAGAUGAACCACAAGUGUUAAUUAAUGCACGUAUAUAAACCUUACAUGUAUAAUAAUUAGUUACAUAAAUCUUCAAAAAAUUGACUAUACAUCACCCACAUAUACAAUCGUUCAAUGCAAUCACUACAAGAAUCAGGUAUGUGUACGAUAGAUACGCAUCCCCUAAAAAAUAGGCAAUCAAUAGUUAAAUAGUAAAUAUAGUUUAUAGACAAGUGUUACAGAUUAUUUAUGUAAAAUAUAUGAUGAUAUCUAUGAUCUUCAAUCUUCAAUCUAUGAUCUUCAAAAAGAAGCAGGUCUCACCUUCACCCCAUAAAAAAUCGUGUCGCAUUUACACAAGCAUUUGUUUCGUGGAAUGGAAACUGGGCUGUAAAUGACAUUUGAUUAUUUAUUCAUCUCCGCGCACCAAACAACGUGAAAUGGAAACUCUGAAAGGGUUGAAAUAAAUUGACUUUCUUUCACUUUCUCUCCACUUUGGGCAGAGUUUGAGGAAGGAAUUGGAAUGAAGGAGAGAGUCGUUUUGUUGUGUGUCGAGGAGGAGCUGGUUAAUGUAUUAAAUUGGGCCGUUGAGCACAAUGGCUUCAUUGUGAGAUUCCUGUUACACAAACGAAUCCAAGCAGCACUUAAUCAUCAAUCCUGUACCCUUGAUCUAAUAAUUAUUAGCUGAAUGGAAUGAUGGCGGAAAGCGAGAGAUUGUUGCUUCCAUACAUAUUUUGUCAUUGCAGAAUUGCAUAUUUUAUUGAAUUUAUUAUACACGAGCGAUCUAGGUAUUUAGGCCCCAUUCAAAUGCGUUCAGGUCUCUUUGCGAGAUAAUGAAAGUCUGCCGUUUCAAGGCCAGCUUUUGAAGUUGGAAACUUAUUGCACACACACACACGCGCCCUCAUAAAGUUAAGUGGGGAAUAGAGUAAACUUUAUAUUUGCAAGGGCUCCAUACAUACAGCAAACUUUUCCCAUUCUAAAUAUAUCGACUGGUCGGCUAAUUUGUAAAUGAGGAGAGUUAAAUGAGUUAUUAUUGGUUAUUACAUUUCUGAGAAGAUAGGGACAAAGUGGGCCAAGUAAUCAGUUCGCCCUCGAAUUUGUGGUCUGGAAUGGAUUUUGGGAGUAAAUUGCGAUUGGGAGAGAGAAAGCGAGAAAGUUUUCUCCACUCGUGUUUAUUACGAAUCUCUCCAGAGUAGUUUUUCAUCUCGUUCCUUGAAUAAUAAGCCUCCUCCUCCUCCGCUUCCUCCUCCUGGGCUCCUUUGACAAAUUUUCCCUUUGAUCAGCAUGGAGAACAGUUUACCAGAAAAUGCCACCACCAACAACAACACAACUUCGGUAUUAGCUGCUUUAAAUAGCAUGCUAUUUACUAUACUCCGAGAGAGUGAAUCGGAAGAAGCUAGAGGACCGGAAUGCGGAGUUAAGUUUGUGUUCACCUUCCACAAAAUCUCGUUACAUGUACGAAAUCGCCUUAUAGACUCGUCUUUAUCAGCAACGCUUCUCUCCUCAAGUACUCAAUUUUGCCAAUCUUAAUACCCCAGAAACGACGGAUGGGCGAAAUUACGGGGUGUAUUCAUAGUAAUUUCACCCAUCCGUCGCCACUUUCUCCCCUCAACCCCUGUCAUUAACACGCAAAAUGCUAUACCGAAUACGGGUUAAAAGGAGGCGAGAAAGUCGAUCGACAUAAUAAUAAUCUUUCUCCUAGCAGAAAAGAAACUCCCUCAUGCCAAAUUUGUAUCAAUCGAGUUAAACUACUUACAUCUUGCUAAACACACACAUGUAUCGAAGCGACGAAGUAAUGAUUAGCGCUGCGACGACGACGACGACGAGAAGUAAGUGCUCGUUCAUUGAAAAGAAACAACUUUUGUUUAUGUAUCACUCUUAUCUAGAGCAAUUUGUGGUUGGUAGUAAUGAGGGUGUUGUUACAUGUGAUGGGGUUAUUGGGGGCAUGGUGAUUACAUGUUUUAUUAGUGAGUGGUGCUAUAUGAUCAAGAAUUGAAUAGUAAGACAAAUAAAUGCCUCCAAAUUGGUCAUAUAUAAAUAAAUAAAGAAAGUCGUUAAAUAAGUCGUAUACACGUUUCGAGAGUAAAAUGAUCAAGAGGUAAAAGUCAAAAGUUAUAUAUAUGUAUCUGUAUCUAGAGCAUUAUUACAGUAUAACAGACCUGUACUAAAAUGUUUGUGAUUAAAAAUACUAUAUUAAUUAUGGAUCUAUUAUGUCAGUGAAGAUGAUGCCGAAUUCACAUUAUGUAACUUUUUGAUUUUAUCUGCAAUAAAGAUUAAUAAAUAUGGAUAAGUAUUAUUAUAAAAGA
Messenger RNA from Folsomia candida, 6148 nucleotides. RefSeq names its product ras-like protein family member 10B. The transcript has 4 exons. Bases 882 to 1529 code for a protein of 215 amino acids. Gene Ontology annotation, molecular function: GTPase activity; GTP binding. The record is from RefSeq and is a predicted model, not a curated record. Lineage: Eukaryota; Metazoa; Arthropoda; Collembola; Entomobryomorpha; Isotomidae.